AUGUUUUACUGUUAUUGCAAAAGCAUGUAAUUGGGGUUUUGAUAUUGUUUGGACUGCUCAACUCAUCUAAGUUGGUUAGAACCGUUACAACCGUAUGCUCCUCCUAUGCACACACGUUUGAGCCAUCUCUCUCAUAGUUUAGAUACUAUCGCUCGAAUCAAACAAAAAAUUGUUUGGAAUGCAAACAAGUUUGAUUUUGGAGGCUGAUUUUUAUAUGGAAAGGAAUCUAAAUUAAUUCCCAGCAGUUACUAUUUGCAACUGUAUAUCGCUGUGAUGUCAUCAUCUGGGAUUUUGGGAGGUACGCAACUUGAACAGAAAAAGGAUGUUUAAUUACCACUUAAAUGAAAAGGGUAAAAAACAAAACAAAAUUCAACAGUAGGUAGCUGAGAAAAAUCGGUAAAAGCAUAAAAUAAUUUACAGAUGAUUUAGUACUGUGCUGCUGAUAUAAGUGAGGCCCUGUGAAGCUGGAAGAUAUUUUUGUUGUGGUCCAAAAUUGGCUGAAGCAAGAAGUGGAAAAAGAAGCAGACAAAUUAUACUAAAAGCAGUUUGCUGAUAUAAUCCAUUUGUAUUGGUGUUUGCAACUCAUCAUAGCAAGUGCUCUCUUUGUUUCUAUGCAGAAUAUAAACCAUCAUGUUUCUAGCACAUUAGUCAUUCCUUCCUAUCUAAAUACAUUUUCUGCCUUUUUUUUCUUCAUUUGUGCACAACAGUGUCAGACUUUCACAAGUCGGGAUAUAUUCUUGCAAAGGUUGCCAAAUUAAACUUCUAAGUAUGGAGAAGCUUCUGAAGCCAUAUGAUAAGGAGUAUAUGAGGAUGGCCAUCCUAAAGCAUGAAGAAACUUUCAAGGAGCAGGUCUAUGAACUUCAUAGGCUGUAUCAUAUGCAGAACAUAUUGAUGAAAAGCUCCAUCGGGAAAGGCAGGCCCAAUGGACAGAAACAAGAGAGUUGGAAUUUAAAUUAUCAUCAGAACCAAGAGGCACAAUUUAACCCACAAAGGAAACUAGAUUUAGAACAGCCUGCAGCAGCAGGAGCAGAAGAGUUCAUUGCAGACACAGAUGGAGAUGAUGGGGUGCUCGAGAUCAUAGAUGAGAGUGAGAUUGAGUUGACUCUGGGCCCCACCAGAUACAACAACAACAACAGCAACAGAAGCAGCAGCAGCAACGGAAGGAAGAGAGGAGGAGAGGCAGCAGCCCUAACGUUAUCAGAUUCAGCAGGUCCAAGUAGCUUCUCAUCUUCUUGUUCUACUGGAUCAAGCCAUGCAAUAAACAGGCAAAGUAGUUUCUCCAGGAGGAACAAUCAGAGUAGUACACAUGGGCAGCUGCUGCCUGCUGACAUGGCCUCAGGAGGGUACAGAAGAGGUGGAGGUAGUAAAAUCAGCGGCAGCAAUGUUAAUGGUGGCGAAGAACAGUUAAGACAGGAUGAGAGGCUAAAACUGCCUCAUUGGCUCUUCCAAGUUUUAAGCUUGAACAUGACUUGAGAUGAUCUGAUAUGAUUUUUGGACCUCUUCUUCUUACUUCUUGACUAAUAUGUGAUUGAUGAUGUUUGGGUGAACUUCUGAUAUGAGCUUCUAAUUAGUUGGUUAAUUUUCUAUUGUGAUGGGUGGAGUUUUGUAUAAAGAUCAUCAUUUGUCUCCAUUGCUUUAUUUCCAUUUUCAGUUUUAUAAAGAAAUGUAAUGAAUAUGAUGAAAUGGAGAUGAGUAGCCACGGAUAGGUUUUACCGUGUAACUAGGCGUUACGAGAGAGAUAAAGAAAAGUGAUGUACUCGUAAUUACACUACACUCAAGAUUAUGCUCUACUCACUUUGAUCAGCAGAGAUAUUAUCUUGUCACCUUAUCACUGGUGACAAGAGGAUUGUUUGAGUGUAUUUUUUAAAUACGUGAUAAAUAUGUAUUGGAUGAAUGAUGCUAUUGAGACUAUA
Molecule: messenger RNA, 1913 nt
Organism: Malus domestica (apple)
Lineage: Eukaryota; Viridiplantae; Streptophyta; Magnoliopsida; Rosales; Rosaceae
Source: RefSeq, a predicted model, not a curated record